Molecule: messenger RNA, 4623 nt
Organism: Hypanus sabinus (Atlantic stingray)
Lineage: Eukaryota; Metazoa; Chordata; Chondrichthyes; Myliobatiformes; Dasyatidae
Gene: glt8d1
Product: glycosyltransferase 8 domain containing 1
Exons: 11
Coding region: 1798-2898 (366 amino acids)
Cellular component (GO): Golgi apparatus
Molecular function (GO): glycosyltransferase activity
Source: RefSeq, a predicted model, not a curated record
AGGGCAGAUUAUUCAUUUUUGCCGUAAACCCAAAGGCUUUAAAAAUUACAACUGCCCAUGACCAUUUGAUGCAGAAAAUCUUUCAGUUCAUUCCCAUAUGGCUGGAUUGCUUUCUGGUUUAAAAAAAAGGUUCUCAAUUAGGGUGUUUACGGUGUAACUCACAUGAGAUUAUGGUGUUGUGGGUAUGGUUUAACAGUACAGUUUGCCCUCCUUAUCCGCGAGGGAUUGGUUCCCGGACCCCUCGCGGAUACCAAAAACAACGGAUGCUCAAGUCUCUUAUUCAACUUGUAUCAAUUCAGUGGACCUUAGGACCCAGCGGAACCCCAGACCUUAUUUCACCUGUCUCAGUGCAGUGGACAUUAGGACCCGGCGCAGCCCUGAAUCCGCAGUGUUUCUGUUCACGAAAAUAAUCACGAUCACGAUUGAAAAUAAGGUGGAAAUAAUAGUGAUUAGAAAGAGACGAAAUGCCAUCUGUUAUUGGAAAAGCGUUAGGCUACAGUCAGUCAAUGAUCAGAACAAUUUUAAAGGAUAAAAUGUGAAAGGCCCUGCCCCAAUGAAAGCUACAAUUAUUACUAAGCAACACAGUGGUUUAAUUAUUGGAUUUUGGGUUUUUUAAUCCUCCACAUCAACCAGGCACGGAAGGAGAACGUGCUUGGGAGUGGUCUGUCACUGCUUCAAACUUGGGAACUUCCAGAGCCCGGCGCUGAAACAUACAUUCUUAAGUGUUUUAUAUGCAUAGAAAGGUAAAAUAUAUGCUAUAUACUAAGACAAACGUUUGACUAACUUCUGCUAAGUAAUACCGGAUAUACCUGUUCUGACUUACUUAGUAAGAGAACUUCCUAUCUUUUUUCGAUCCCGAUCCACGGUAACCUACACACAUCCUCCCGUAUACUUUAAAUCAUCUCUAGAUUACUUAUAAUACAAUGUAAAUGCUAUGUAAAAUAGUUGUUAUACCGCAUUGUUUAGGGAAUAAUGACAAGAAAAAAAAAGUCUGUACACGCUCGAACAACAAGUGCUGGAAGAGCCCUUCCGGGUUUUCUCGAUUCGUGGUUGGUUGAAUUCGUGCACGCGGAACUCGCGGAUAAGGAGGGCUGACUAUAUACCAACUCAACAUGCGUGAAUCUGAUGGUGUUUUCCCCAUUUUUCUCUGUAGCUGAAAGAUGAAAACUAGAAAAUGGACCAUGGUUCAUUUUAUUUCAUUUAUAUAAGCAUUCAGUAGGUAGGUACUUCUUGGUCUGCACAGAUACAGUGGGUCAAUGGGGCUGUUUCUACACUGUAUGACUAACUUUCACACAAUGCAUGUAAUUGACUCCAGUAUGCAACCCAUUUACACGUGGGAAAUUAUGAUGCAAUGAAUGUUUCACUGCUGCAUAGAGCAGACCGUGUAAGUACUGAAGGAGCAGCUCUGUUGCGGUGUUCAGCAGAGUAUGUCUUGAGAUGAACGGGUUUCUGUUGUAAACUAUGCAGUCUCGCCAUUUUGUUGAUUCAUCCCCGUGCUACUGGCUAAGCCAUACGCAGUAGGUAAACAAGAUAAUAAGAGGCAUUGACCGUGUGGAUAAUCAGGCUUUACCCCAGGCCGAGAUGGCUAACACGAGAGGACAUAGUUUUAAGGUGCUGGGGAGUAGGUAAAGAGAAGAUGUCAGGACGACCAUGAGUGAUUCAGGCAAUGAAGUGGGCGCCUAGGAUUGUUAAGGACUGCCUGUGUUGUCUUAUGUUGAGUUGGCAGUUGGCGGCUGUUAAUUCACAACUUCGUGAUAUAGAUGUGAAGCCAUGGGACUGUAAUCAUAAAGUAUUAAAAUGUCAUUCAGAAAAGUUCAUAUCUUGAUGAUCAUACUUGUUGCAGUAGUGUUUUUGAUAGUUGUGCGCCAUAAUCUAAUUAAUGUGCAUGAUCUACUGAGCAAGGGAAAUUUGGAACUGAAGUAUGGUAGACUAAAUCCUGAUGACAUUCUAAGUGUUACAGAAGAGCGGACUGGUGAACAGAUUCCAAUUCUAAUCCCUGCUGUAGAAGAGCGACUUGGUGGAGUAAUAGCAGCUAUCAACAGUAUAUAUAGUAACACCAGAUCUAAUGUGGUCUUUUAUAUAAUUACUACAAAUGAUACGAUCAUUCACUUAAGAUCUUGGCUUCAGAAACGAGAACUGAUGAGUAUCAAAUGUAAAAUUCUGGAAUUUGAUCAUCGUAUUUUGAAAGGCAAGGUCCAAGGAGAUAUUGAUUCAGCUGAAGUAAAGCCCUUGACUUUUGCAAGGUUUUACCUUCCUAUGUUGAUUUCUGGCACAGAGAAAGCAAUUUAUCUGGAUGAUGAUGUGAUUGUACAAGGAGACAUACGUGAACUUUAUGACACUGAACUGAAGCCAGGUCACGCUGCUGCAUUUUCCGAAGAUUGUGAUUCAAUAUCUUCCAAGGUGCUGGUUAGAGGUGCUGGAAGUCAGAACACAUACUUAGGCUUCCUUGAUUAUAAAAAGGAAACAAUUAGAAAACUUGGUAUGAAGGCAGGCACAUGCUCCUUCAAUCCUGGUGUCUUUGUCGCAAAUCUCACAGAAUGGAAGCAACAAAAUAUCACAAAACAACUUGAAAAAUGGAUGGAAAUCAAUGUAGUGGAGAAUUUGUAUGGUGGUGCCCUGGCUGGAAGUGUUACAACACCACCUAUGCUGUUGGUGUUCUAUAAACAGUAUUCAGCCAUUGAUCCAUUGUGGCACGUCAGGCAUCUAGGCUCCAGUGCUGGUACCAGGUAUUCAUCACAGUUUAUUAAAGCUGCUAAGUUGCUGCACUGGAAUGGACGGUUUAAACCCUGGGGUCGUACUUCCCCUUACAGUGAAAUAUGGGAUAAGUGGUAUGUUCCAGAUCCUACUGGAAAAUUCCAUCCAGUCCGUCGACACCCAGAGGAAGAGGAUGUUCAUUAGGAAAAAUAUUGACUUCCAAACUAAUCAUUUCGUGAAUUUUUGAUUAAAAAGUACCUCUGCUCAGGAAUUUAUUUCUUAGGUCAAUGUGUUGUUAAGAUUAACUUUAUACCAGUACUUUCUAUCAAAAAAACUGUUCAAAUCCUGUGUAAACUAGUUCUCAAAAUGCACCAAUGUAUUAAUUUAACUCAGAAGAGUAUUUGUAUAUAUUGAAUGCUUUAACUUUUAAGAAUGUUGUCCAAAUUACAUUUCAUUUCAAUUAGUGUUUAAAGAAUGAAAGGGUAGCAAUAUUUUAAAUCAGCAAGUUGCUUUUGUCUAUUAUAUGGUUAGAACUGAACCAUCAAUACUAGGUUCUGGUAGUUUUCAGUUUGACAAAUUUGUAUAUUUACACUUUCAUUUUAAUUGGAUAGUUGCAGUUAUAUUGGCAAUAGACAAUCAGGAACAGAAAUUGCUUCAACAUUAAAUAAAACAAGCUUCAUUUUUAACUUGAUAGUGUUUUCAGCAUUUAGAAAAAAAAUUUCUUGAUCAGUUUAAGCAUUUCAGGUGAGCCAGCCCUUACAAGUUUGAUUUAGAAUGACCAUUAAGACAGAAUUAUCAAACUUCUAAUGUCUACAGUAUUUUGGUUAUAUUAAAAUGUUACAAAGGUGCCAUAGGUCAGUCAGAAAUUCACCGCCCCCCCCCCCACCAAAUUGGCUUGGCAGCAGCUAAAAGUACUUAAAUUUUAACUAUUUCAAGGGCAGUUAUAUCUUGCUAUCAAAUAGAAAUAGCUGGAAUUAUCUGGAUGAAUACCAACAUUGAAAAUUAUCAAGUAUUUCACAUUAUUAAAUAAUAAAAUUUGAAGUGAGCAGUUGUUUCAGGCCGAGACCCUUUGUCAAGACUGGAGGGGGGGCAGGGCCCCUAUAAAGAAGGUGGGGGGAGGUGGAAGGUGCCAAGUGAAAAACCAAUCAGAGGAAAGAUCAAGGGAUGGGGGAGGGGAAAGGCAGGAGAGGUGAAGGAAUGUAAAGGGAAAGCACUAUGGGUAGAAGACAGAAUCUUGAGAGAGGUGAUAGGCAGAGUGAAAGUGGGAUGGGGGAAGGGAGAGGGAGGGAAUUACCGUAAACUGGAGAAUUUGAUGAGAAUCCAUCUGGGUAGUCUCCAGUCCCUUGGUAGGAACAUCGAAUUCUCCAACUUCCGGCAAUUCCCCCCCCCCCACACUCCCAUCCCCUUUCACACUUUCACUCUGCUUCGUCUAGCUGCCUAUCACCUCAUGAUUUUGUCUUCUUCUGUUACCCAUAAUGCUUUCCCUUUACAUUCCUUUUUCACCUCUCCUGCCUAUCCCCCUCCCCCACCCCUUGAUCUUUCCUGAUUGGUUUUUCACCUGCACCUUCCACUCUCCUCCCCCCUAACCUUCUUUAUAGGGCCCCUGCCCCCUCCUUUUUCACCUGCACCUUCCACUCUCCUCCCCCCUAACCUUCUUUAUAGGGUCCCUGCCCCCUCCUUCUUCGGUUCUGACGAAGGGCUUCGGUCCGAUAUGCUGACUGCUCAUUUCAACGGAUGCUGCCGAACCUGCUGAGUUCAUCCAGCUUUUGUACGUGUUGAUUUGACCACAGCAUCUGCAGUGUACUUUGUGUUUCACAUUGUUGAACCUUUAAGCUUAUUUUCUAGUUUAACUCGUAUAUCGCUGAAAAAAAUGAGCAGCAACUCAAAGCUAUGAGUUUAUUGUCUCAUAUCCUAUAUUUCACAAGUUAA